AUGACUUCUGCACCUUUCAUUACCCCGAAAUUCCUUCCCUCCCGCGAUGGCCUCGGUGUCGUCGCAGUCGGUUUCUCUGGCGGCCAACCCAAACCAGGCGUCGAAGCCGGCCCUACAGCCCUCAUCGAUGCAGGCCUCCUCACACAACUCGAAAACGAUCUUGCGCUGAACGUCACCUUUGAUGGCACCGUCGCCUCGUACGCCGACGUCUAUGCCGCACACCCAGACGAUCCGGACGUGCGUGGUAUGAAGCGUCCCAAGACCGUCUCUGCCGUCACACGUCAGAUCAGCGAGCAAGUCUACGCGCACGCGCGCGCUGGUCGCUUCGCCCUUACGCUUGGCGGUGACCACAGCAUCGCCAUUGGCACCAUCAGCGGCAGCGCAAAGGCGGUGCGCGAGCGAUUAGGCAAGGAGAUUGCUGUCGUGUGGGUGGAUGCACAUGCAGACAUCAACACACCCGAGACGUCGGGUAGCGGCAACAUCCACGGCAUGCCGGUUGCGUUUCUGACGGGCCUGGCGCGUGAGACGCGCGAGGAUGUGUUUGGCUGGAUUGAGGACUCGCAUCGCAUCGGCGUGAGCAAGAUUGUCUACAUUGGGCUGCGGGACCUGGAUGUGGGCGAGAAGCGGAUUCUGCGCGAGAACAAGGUCAAGUGCUUCACGAUGCACGAUAUCGAUCGGCACGGGAUUGGCGCCAUCAUGGACAUGACGCUGGAGCAUAUUGGGCCCGACACGCCUAUUCAUCUGUCCUUUGACGUCGACGCACUGGACCCAAUGUGGGCGCCUUCGACAGGAACCCCGGUGCGUGGCGGCUUGACUCUUCGUGAGGGGGAUUUUAUCGCCGAGUGUGUCGCUGAGACAGGCGCGCUCGUCGCCAUGGACUUGGUUGAGGUCAAUCCAAGUCUAGACGAGGUGGGUGCCGGAGACACAAUCCGGGCCGGGUGCAGUCUGGUGCGCUGUGCGUUGGGAGAUACUUUGCUCUAG
This is a messenger RNA of Pseudovirgaria hyperparasitica, 981 nucleotides long. RefSeq names its product Ureohydrolase. The transcript is spliced from 3 exons. Gene Ontology annotation, cellular component: cytoplasm; nucleus; cytosol. The coding region runs from base 1 to 981 and encodes 326 amino acids. The record is from RefSeq and is a predicted model, not a curated record. Gene Ontology annotation, molecular function: arginase activity; manganese ion binding. NCBI's taxonomy places the organism in Eukaryota, Fungi, Ascomycota, Dothideomycetes, Acrospermales, Acrospermaceae.